Gilbertella persicaria is the source of this 564-nucleotide messenger RNA. RefSeq lists its product as uncharacterized. The record is from RefSeq and is a predicted model, not a curated record. The transcript is spliced from 2 exons. The annotation marks the transcript as partial. NCBI's taxonomy places the organism in Eukaryota, Fungi, Mucoromycota, Mucoromycetes, Mucorales, Choanephoraceae.
CAGCUCCUACAACUCCUCCCUGUUGAUGCAACAAAUAUUGAAAUAUCUGAAACAACAUUCAUCACAAGAUACAUCUUACCAGCACUGCAACCCUUGUUUGACAAUCAGGAAAAAAAUAUACGCUUCGAAUUCUCAUCCACUGACCUUGCUGACAAUCACAAACGAUCACCUGGUUUUAAUGGCUGUCCUGACUGCAUCAUCACCAUUUUUCAACACCAAACGGACGACGGCGCAAAUGUAGGAUUCGGUGAAGUGAAGCGACAAUCAAUGGCUGGUAAUCAUUAUUUGGUAAAUUGGGACCUUCUGCGACUGGCUGUAUUUGGUAAAAAUGCGAUUGAUGGGAACAAGUUAUCCGGCAAUUUGGCGAUACAUGUUGUUGGCCCGUACAUCACCUUUUAUUUGAUCAAACUACAUGCUGAUGGAUUGUAUAUCAUGACUGAAUUAGCCCGCCUUCAAUGCCCAAUGUCUGUUAUGGAAGUGCCUGCUUACCUCACAAACUUUAGUCGGUUAAAAAAUGUCAUACAUAUCUUUGAAAAUUUGUGCAAGCCUGACAAUAGCAAUGAU